AUGACUCCAAAUCUCGAAAAGUUAAAUCUGGAAGGAUGUUAUGACUUUCUCAAACUACACAUCCCCGUUGGAUGUCCAAAGCUCAAAUUUCUCAACCUCGGAGGUUCUAAGGUGAGUAUUCUUAACCUUGGGAUGACUCCACAUCUCGAGGAGUUAAAUCUUAGCGGAUGUAAUAAAUUUGUGGAACUCCACAUGCCCAUUGAAUGUCCAAAGCUCAAAUUUCUCAACCUCAAAGGUUCUAAGGUGAGAUUUCUUAACCUUGGGAUGACUCCACAUCUUGAGGAGUUAAAUCUUGAACAAUGUAAUGAAUUUGUAGAACUCCACUCGCAUGUUAAAUGUCUAAACAUCAAAUCCCUCAAUCUUAGUGGUUCUAAGGUGCGUAACCUUAACCUUGGGAUUACUCCAAAUCUUGAAAGCUUAAAUCUCAAAGGAUGUUCUGACUUUGUAGAACUCCACAUGCCCGUUAAAUGUCCAGAGCUCCAAUUCCUCUGCCUUGGUGGUUCUAAGGUGAGUAACCUCAAUUUCGAGAUGACUCCACAUCUCAAGGAGUUAGAUCUUGAAGGAUGUUAUUACCUUCAAGAAAUUCACGCUCCCGUGGGUUGUCUAAAAAAUCUUGUCUACUUUAACUUCAACGGUUGCUCAAGGUUUAAACUUUUUGUUAUUAACAAAUGGAAUAACGAACGUCGUCUUUAUGAUGUUGUUACACUGAAACUAAUUGCGGAGUCCCGAUAUAGAUGCCCACUGCAUCCAGACAGUAAUUUGCCUAAGUUUCAGUUUAAUUGUAUAUAUCGGGAACCUCUACCCUCAUCGAGUGGAAAUGUUGAGAAGCUUAUAUCUUUUGGUCUAUGUGCUUGCACAAACCUUGAGUCGUUUUCAACAAGCAUUUGUGGUUUGCAACAUUUAAGAGAGCUCACUCUUAAAGGCAGUAUUCCGGAGGUUCCCAAUGAUCUGGACCAGUUACAAAGUCUAAAGAUGCUAUGUUUGUCAAUGGGAAAGAUUAAGCAUCUUCCGGAUAGCAUUUUUAGGUUGAAACGUUUGAUGUAUCUUGACUUAAGUUAUUGUAUAUCCUUACAAGAUAUCCCAAACAGUAUCUGUAAGAUGGAAAGUUUAAAAGAUUUAAAUCUCCAAUUUUGUAAACAAGUUGAAAAAUUGCCCCAGGAAUUUGGAGAAAUGAAACACUUGAAUGCGUUAAACAUAGAAGAUGCGGGUAUAAGACAUCUUCCGUGCAGCAUUUUUCAAUUGAAAGGUCUGCGUAUUACAGGGUCUAGGGGGCAGCUUGAGUCCUGUGGUUUUACUAAUAUAAUCUCAAGAUCCAGAGGCUGCUAUGUGCUGUUGUGA
Messenger RNA from Helianthus annuus (common sunflower), 1338 nucleotides. RefSeq names its product disease resistance protein RPV1-like. The record is from RefSeq and is a predicted model, not a curated record. Bases 1 to 1338 code for a protein of 445 amino acids. Gene Ontology annotation, molecular function: protein binding. NCBI's taxonomy places the organism in Eukaryota, Viridiplantae, Streptophyta, Magnoliopsida, Asterales, Asteraceae. The transcript has a single exon.